Messenger RNA from Endocarpon pusillum Z07020, 1506 nucleotides. Its product is annotated as Kynurenine 3-monooxygenase. Bases 1 to 1506 code for a protein of 501 amino acids. The transcript has a single exon. Gene Ontology annotation, molecular function: kynurenine 3-monooxygenase activity; NAD(P)H oxidase H2O2-forming activity; FAD binding. The record is from RefSeq and is a predicted model, not a curated record. NCBI's taxonomy places the organism in Eukaryota, Fungi, Ascomycota, Eurotiomycetes, Verrucariales, Verrucariaceae. Gene Ontology annotation, cellular component: mitochondrial outer membrane. Gene Ontology annotation, biological process: NAD+ metabolic process.
AUGGAAGAUACUGGAAGAAACAUCAGAGGCACUGCUCCCAUUGAUGAGAGUUCUCAUUUCAAUCAAAUCAAGCUAAAUCUAUUCUGUCCAGACCUCCGAGACACAUCAACAACCCCUCUCAAUUUCACCAAAUCCAUCAACCUCGCCCUCUCAGAGCGAGGUAUUAACGCUCUUCGCCAUUCCCAGCACCCACAGCUCGUCAACAGCAUAAUAGUCGAAACAAUCCCCAUGUACGGCCGCAUGAUCCACGGCCUCUCCACCACAGGCACCCCGACCCAAUCACCACAAGCCUACGACGUCCACGGCCGGCAUAUCUCCGCUGUCGACCGGGGCGGUCUGAACAAACGACUCCUCGACGAGCUCGAGAAGAUGCCCAAUGUUGAAUUCUUCUUCAACCACAAACUAACCGGCGCCGACUUUCAAGGCAGGAAAGCAUGGUUCGAAGUCCGGAGGCAGCCCGAGGAGAAAUCAGGUCCCGGCCAUCGCGCCCCAGGGAUCGAGGUCUCAUUCGACCUUCUUCUCGGUGCAGAUGGCGCUCACUCCGCCGCAAGAUACCACAUGAUGAAAUACGCACAGACGAACUUCUCACAAGAAUACAUCGACACAUUAUGGUGCGAAUUCACCAUUCCCCCGUCUCUAGAACACGACUUUCGGAUAUCGCCCAACCAUCUCCACAUCUGGCCUGCCGGGGAUUUCAUGUUCAUUGCCAUUCCCUCCCUCGAUAAAUCAUUCACCUGCACACUUUUCGGCCCAACUAGCCUUUUCGAAAAUCUCAAAAACAAAAAAGACGCGUAUCAUUCCCCACUGGAAGACCUCUUCACCGAGCACUUCCCAGGCAUAAUCCCGGACCUCAUUUCCAGACAAGACGUUCACGAGCAAUUCAACCGUAACCCCCACCUCCCCCUCAUAAACAUAAAAUGCAAUCCGCACCAUUUCGACAGCAGCGUCGUGAUACUAGGCGAUGCCACGAAUGCCAUCGUGCCGUUUUACGGACAGGGCAUGAAUGCCGGUCUGGAGAGCGUACGUAUACUAUUCGAGUUUCUCGAUGACCAUGGUGUCUACGCUGCCAAUAAGAAGGCAGACGAGGUGCAGCAAGCAAGAGCAGCAGCGUUGGCAGCAUACACCGCAUACCGAGUCCCGGAUGCACAUUGCAUCGCUGAUCUAGCGUUGCAGAAUUACAUCGAGAUGCGAUCGGAUGUGCGCUCUCCGAUCUACCGGAUCAGGAAGUUCGUGGAAGAGACGCUAGAUCGCUACCUGCCGGGAUUGGGGUGGGCGACGCAGUACUCGAGGGUGAGCUUCGGAAAUGAGCGGUAUAGUAAGAUUGCGCAACAAACGAAUAAGCAGGGGAAGAUUUUGGCAAUGUCUCUUGUUGCGGUAGCUGCUGGAUUGAUAGGGGGAGGUGGUGGGCUGCUGGCCCGGCGCUGGUAUCAUGCUAGACAGGGGCCGGGGUGGUUAAGCAAGUGGUUGAUGACGACUGGCCGGGAGGUGGAAAAGAGAGGACGGUGA